Messenger RNA from Aegilops tauschii subsp. strangulata, 1517 nucleotides. Its product is annotated as WUSCHEL-related homeobox 6. Gene Ontology annotation, biological process: adventitious root development. The record is from RefSeq and is a predicted model, not a curated record. Lineage: Eukaryota; Viridiplantae; Streptophyta; Magnoliopsida; Poales; Poaceae. Gene Ontology annotation, molecular function: DNA-binding transcription factor activity; DNA binding.
UUGCUGCCUUUCCUCGUCACUCUCUCUCUCUCUCACCUCCUCCAUCGAUCCAAGCACGAAACCGCCCAGAAACCUACUGCCCUCUUCACACCUAGCUAGAGCUAGUGUGAUUAACCAACGGGUUCUCCCCCCGGCCUACCCAACAAUUCGAUUGAUCCAUGGAGGGGGGCAGCAACAGCCCGGACGGGCAGUCGUCGGGCGGCAGCCCGGAGGAGAGCGGGAGCAGCGGAGGGAGGGGGGCGGGGGAGCCGGUGCGCUCGCGGUGGACGCCCAAGCCGGAGCAGAUACUCAUCCUCGAGUCCAUCUUCAACAGCGGCAUGGUCAACCCGCCCAAGGACGAGACCGUCCGCAUCCGCAAGCUGCUCGAGCGCUUCGGCGCCGUCGGCGACGCCAACGUCUUCUACUGGUUCCAGAACCGUCGUUCCCGCUCACGCCGCCGCCAGCGCCAGAUGCAGGCCGCUGCCGCAGCAGCAGCAGCCUCCUCGGCUGCCGCCGCAAAUAGCUUGCCGGCUGCUAGCGCCACCAUCGGUCUUCCAUCUGGCACCUGCUCCGUUCACCCCAUGGCAAUCGGCGGGGGCGCGAGCCAGUACGAGCAGCAGGCGACCUCGUCGUCCUCGUCUGGAAGCACGGGAGGCUCGUCGCUGGGGCUGUUCGCGGCGCACGGCGCUGGGGUGUCGGGUGCCGGCGUUGGGUACCUGCAGGCAUCGUGCGGGACAUCGUCGCCGCUGGCGUCAGGGCUGAUGCCGGACGUCGACAGCGGCGGCAGCGACGAUCUCUUCGCCAUCUCGCGUCAGAUGGGAUUCGUUGGGAGCCCCGCCGGAUCCUCCUCGGCGGCGCCGAACACCGCCGUGCAGCAGCAGUACUACUCGUGCCAAUUGCCGGCAGCGACGAUCACGGUGUUCAUCAACGGAGUCCCAAUGGAGGUCCCGAGGGGUCCAAUAGACUUGCGAGCCAUGUUUGGCCAGGACGUGGUGCUCCUCCACUCCACCGGGACCCUCCUCCCAGUCAACGACUAUGGCAUUCUGAUUCAGAGCCUGCAAAUGGGAGAAAGCUAUUUUCUGGUCUCGAGGCAAGCUUAAAAGUCCCGUAUAUAAUAGAUACAUAGAGAUCUCUACUCAAGUCUCACUGGAUCAGAUCGAUGCAUGGGGCGACAGGACGCAGUUCUUCAAUCAUCAUAACGGGAUGAUCUCUUGCAUGCAGAUCAUUUAUCCAUCGAGAAGCAAGCUAGCUACAGUACCACCUGGCUAGGAUAAAUCAAGUAAUUAAAAGUUUAAAACAGUGGUAGUAUAUGUGUAUUGCACCAUCAGCCAAGUGCUACGUACCUACUUAUAUGCCAUUGAAACAUACCAAGGCGUGGACGGUUCGGUUUCUGAUUAGAUUACGAAUUACAAUGGAUUGUCUUCACAUCGAUCAUUUCCGUUAGUACACAAGGAUAUGCGUGUGCAUGCAUGCAUGCCAUUGACAGUCGAGCUAAAUAUUGAUUUCAGCUACCUAGUAUCGUACUAUCAGUGAUGUAA